AUGUCAAUCUCGCUCAAAGCAGAUAUUCAUCAUCCCUCUCUUAGUUGUGGGACUAAGCUUUACUCUGGGUUGAAGCUUCAGUCUCCCUGUUUGUUUGCAACUGGGAAACCGAAUUUGAGUGCAGACUUUUAUAGCAGAGUUAAUAAAAGUCUCCAAUACGGAACUCGAAAUUGCAAACCAUCAAGGUCACGAGUUGGAAUGAUACCUAUAGGAACUCCAAAAGUUCCCUAUAGUGUUCCUGGUGAAGGAACUUGGCAAUGGGUUGAUUUAUGGAAUGCACUGUACCGAGAGCGUGUUAUCUUCAUCGGACAACAUAUAGAAGAGGAAUUUAGCAACCAAAUAUUGGCAACAAUGUUAUACCUUGAUAGUAUUGAUGAUAAUAAAAGGCUUUACUUUUACAUCAAUGGUCCUGGUGGAGAUCUUACUCCUAGCUUGGCGAUCUAUGAUACCAUGCAAAGCUUGAAAAGCCCUGUAGGCACCCAUUGUGCAGGCUAUGCCUACAAUCUAGCAGGCUUCCUUCUUGAGGCUGGGGAAAAGGGUAAUCGUUUUGCGAUGCCUCUUUCAAGAAUUGCUCUUCAGUCUCCAGCUGGUGCAGCUCGUGGUCAGGCUGAUGAUAUCCAAAAUGAAGCAAAUGAGCUUCUUAGAAUCAGAGAUUGCCUUUUCAAUGAGCUUGCUAAGAACACAGGCCAGUCUGUUGAGACGAUUAACAAGGACUUAAGUAGGAUGAAACGCUUCAAUGCUCAAGAGGCUCUUGAAUAUGGACUCAUCGACCGUAUAGUCAGACCUCCUCGCAUCAAAGCAGAUGCGGCUCUCAAGGAUGCGGAACAAGCCUUGGUUAGUGUUCUUUAUUAUUUCCCCAUGACAUGGGCUGAUAACCGUAAUAAUCUUUUGUAUCUUAUUAAGCUUAUUCACACUUUUAGAUUUAGUCAUUUGAUUUCUUAUAUAUUUGAGCAAGCUGUUAUGUCAAAAGCUACAUAA
Hibiscus syriacus is the source of this 978-nucleotide messenger RNA. Its product is annotated as ATP-dependent Clp protease proteolytic subunit-related protein 2, chloroplastic-like. Gene Ontology annotation, molecular function: ATP-dependent peptidase activity; serine-type endopeptidase activity; ATPase binding. The record is from RefSeq and is a predicted model, not a curated record. Bases 1 to 978 code for a protein of 325 amino acids. Gene Ontology annotation, biological process: protein quality control for misfolded or incompletely synthesized proteins. Gene Ontology annotation, cellular component: endopeptidase Clp complex. The transcript is spliced from 9 exons. NCBI's taxonomy places the organism in Eukaryota, Viridiplantae, Streptophyta, Magnoliopsida, Malvales, Malvaceae.